AUGGCACGAACUGCGCGACUACUCCUGAACUCCUGGCAGCCGUCCCUCAAAACCUCUGCUCUGUUGCCUUCUCGAUGCUUACGAACGCCCACCCGGCCUGAAAUCGUGGCGAAACAAGCUCUUCGCUCGACCUUCUCUACUUUCACAGUUCGAAGAGCUGAAGCUGCAGUCAGCACGCCGAAGACCGCAGCCCCCUCGAAAGAUUCAGCACCAAACGGGUCGAAUAUACAGCCCUCGACUGGCUUCGACGACCAGCCGCUUGAUACCCAAGCAGAUGAUCCAUCCCGAGUUGACUGGACGCGAUCCUUUCACGGGCUCUCCGCCGAACCCUUCUCGAAGGAAGCUGCCGAUAUCCUGCAAGCACCAAUCGACCCUGAAGAUAUCGAAAUCAAGCCUGAUGGCAUAGUAUACCUGCCUGAGAUCAAAUACAGACGGAUUUUGAAUAGGGCAUUCGGUCCCGGAGGCUGGGGUCUCGCCCCGAGGGGGGAAACAAUUGUUACGGAUAAGUCUGUGACUAGAGAAUAUGCAUUAUUGGCCCACGGAAGGCUGGUGUCAAUUGCGCGGGGUGAGCAACAGUAUUUCAACAAAGACAAUAUACCGAUGGCCUCUGAAGGCUGCAAAUCGAAUGCAAUGAUGCGAUGUUGUAAAGAUCUCGGCGUUGCCAGCGAACUUUGGGAUCCUCGCUUCAUCAGAAAAUUCAAAGCACAACAUGCGCGCGAGGUAUUUGUUGAGCACCAGGGCACAAAGAAGCGAACCAAAAUAUGGCUCCGCAAGGGCGAUCCUGUGACAUAUCCAUACGCUGAACUCAAGAGAUGA
Molecule: messenger RNA, 816 nt
Organism: Exophiala dermatitidis NIH/UT8656
Lineage: Eukaryota; Fungi; Ascomycota; Eurotiomycetes; Chaetothyriales; Herpotrichiellaceae
Exons: 3
Coding region: 1-816 (271 amino acids)
Biological process (GO): recombinational repair; interstrand cross-link repair
Cellular component (GO): mitochondrial chromosome; mitochondrial nucleoid
Molecular function (GO): single-stranded DNA binding
Source: RefSeq, a predicted model, not a curated record